AGCGGUGUGGACGAGCUCUGACUCGGUGUAUAAAUGUUUCGUAUUACGAAGGGUGUAUUAUAAUCAUGUCGUAUGAAUCGUGAAUUUGUUUAGUAAUUAUCAUAUGAUAUAGGAUUCAUGCGAAUGUGUUGUUCAAGUAGUUGUUGUGAUUCAGAACCAUUAUUUCGUGAUAUGACUGAAUUUAUUUCAGUAUUUUUGAUGCGACAGCGAUACGUAUGAUUAUUCUUUGUUAUUGUGAUUGUGGCAUUGUUUUUGGAACAAGUGGCAGUUAGAGUAUAUCUACAGUGCAUACACACAUUCUAUGUAAUUAUGAUGAAGUUUGAGAAAAAUGCAAAUAUUCGUACUCAAAUAAAGCACCAUGUGUUAUCACUUUGAUGGUUGCUUCAACUUUACUGGACAAAAGUGAGAAAACUUGUUAUGUGCCAAAUGGAAAUAAUAACACGAGCUGCUCUCAGUCUAGCAGAGCUCUGGAGAAAUCUUACAAGGCCUAGAAAUGGAGGACAUAAUAAUCGAAACCAAACAAAUGAAUGUAAUGGUAGAAUAACAUCGGUGCAGGUUGCUGACUAUCUGCGAAAACAUCCAGAAUUUUUGGAUACAUAUAUCGUGGAUGAAAUACAGCUUGAAAAUGUCGAACGAUGGAUGAUACGGAAAACACAACGGGCACGGAAGGAAACAAACCCGAUCAACAGCAGAAAAACCAGCCUCAGUCGUUGGAAAUUUUGCGUUCACGCGGACAAAAGACAGAUGUUGCAAGAUCUGAUCCAUUCAUUACAGCUACGACCGACCAAAAUGCAUGUACUAUGGGAACUAGCUUCCUGUAUCUGUUCGGCAGUAAAUGCUGAUGGCUUUCGGCUUUAUUUAACUGAUUCAACGGAUACGACCUCGUUACAUCUUUGCUUGAGCAACAGUUUAGUUGAUGAAAAUGGUGAUCCAAAGCAUUUGAAAAUAAAGUCGGAUGCAGGUAUACCGAAUUAUGUGGCGAAAACUAGAGAACCAAUUCGGUACACCAAAGGAGACAAUGAUCAACGAUUCGCGCAAAAUGUUCUAGAUGCGAGUGAGAUGGCACAUGUAUUGUGCCAACCCGUGGUUUACCCUGACGGGUCAUUAGUAUCCGUACUGGAACUAUGGCGUCGUGAUGGUGGUUCACCUUUUCAUGAAGAGGACGAGGAAAUAGGAUGUAGCUACCUGGUCUGGGGUGGCAUUGCUAUUCAUUAUGCUCAUUUGAAUCUUGUUGGUAUGAAACAAAGGAAACUGAACGAUUUUUUGCUAGCAGUAGUUAAGUCUAUAUUUCAAGACAUGGUCAGUAUGGAUAUGCUAGUCUCGAAAAUAAUGAGCUACGCACAACGACUUGUAGAUGCUGAUCGUGCCUCGCUGUUUCUGGUAGAUUCAAAAACUAAGGAACUAUACGCAACUAUUUUCGAUGUUGGUUGUGAAGCUACAGUCCCGGAAGGAGAAAAUAACAGUGAGGCUCACAAAGAGAUUAGAUUUCCGGUUGGAACUGGCAUAGCUGGCCAUGUUGCGUUGACUGGUGACGUACUGAAUAUUACCGAUGCAUAUGCUGAUCCCAGGUUCAAUCGUUCAGUCGAUCAAAUAACGGGAUAUAAAACAGAAUCUAUUUUAUGCAUGCCAAUUUUCAUUCGAGGAAACAUCAUCGGUGUCGUUCAAAUGAUUAAUAAACAUUAUGGUUACUUCAACAAAGAAGAUGAAGAAGCAUUCGAAAUGUUCGCGGUUUACUGUGGACUAGCCUUGCAUCACGCAAAGCUCUACGAUAAAAUCCGCAGAUCGGAGCAGAAAUAUCGUGUAGCUCUUGAAGUACUGAGUUACCAUAAUACCUGUUCAGAGCAAGAAAUGGAAAAGUGCCUGGAGAUUGGCAUUCCAAAAAGUGUGCCUGAUAUUGAAAACUAUUAUUUCAGUCCGUUCCAAAUAGAUGAUUACCAAAAAGUCAUAUAUACCGUUUAUAUGUUUAAGGAUCUAUUCGGCUUGGCAAAAUUUGAUCAAAAUUGUUUGAUACGGUUUAGCUUGACUGUCAAGAAAAAUUACAGACGAGUACCAUAUCAUAACUGGACCCAUGGAUUCUCGGUAGCCAAUACCAUGUAUAGCAUUAUCAAGCAUAGCAGUUCAACAUUCCGUCCUAACGAGUGUUUAGCUUUAUUCAUUGGAUCAUUGUGUCAUGAUUUGGAUCACCGUGGUAAAAAUAACAAAUUUAUGCUAGACACUGAAUCGCCGUUAGCUGCUAUCUACAGUACAUCAACAAUGGAGCAUCAUCAUUUCAAUCAAACUGUUUCUAUUCUACAACAGGAAGGGCAUAACAUUUUCAGUAAACUGAGCAGUAAUGAGUACAAACACGUGUUGAGUCUCAUCAAACACUGUAUAUUAGCAACUGACCUCGCGCUGUUUUUCCCCAACAAACAGAAGCUUAAUAAACUAGUCGAAGAGAAGAUAUUUUCAUGGACUAUCGCCGAACAUCGUAUUCUAGUACAAUCUAUUGCGAUGACUAGUGCUGACUUGUCUGCCUCAGCCAAACCAUGGGAAGUGCAAACAGAGACUGUUGAAGUGAUAUUUCACGAGUUCUACGAACAGGGUGAUGAGGAGAAAAAAGCCGGACGGAAACCAAUUCCGAUGAUGGAUCGCGACCAGCCUGAACAGAUAGCAGCGUCACAGUUGGGCUUUAUGACAGGAAUCUGCAUACCAUGCUACACCUUACUCUAUCGUCUCAUUCCACAAACAGAACCAUUAUUAAACAUGUGCAAUGAAAAUCUGGCAAAGUGGCAGAAUAUUGCUGAUAAGCAUGAAGCAUCAAUACGGCCACAAUGAAAUAUUAGAACAAUAUGAGAAUAAAUGUUUCUGUAAGAAUAAUUAGUGACUACAACAAUGUUUUUUUUACUUUCCUCCAUAAAGUUGAGUUAUCUACAUACUUCAUAAUGUCAGAGUUAUUUAUCUAUCGAUUAUAGUAUCAAAUUCUUCAAUAAAACAUAAGUGAUUGGGCAAAUGUGUAAA
Toxorhynchites rutilus septentrionalis is the source of this 2997-nucleotide messenger RNA. RefSeq names its product probable 3',5'-cyclic phosphodiesterase pde-5. Gene Ontology annotation, molecular function: protein binding; 3',5'-cGMP-stimulated cyclic-nucleotide phosphodiesterase activity. The transcript is spliced from 8 exons. NCBI's taxonomy places the organism in Eukaryota, Metazoa, Arthropoda, Insecta, Diptera, Culicidae. Bases 418 to 2814 code for a protein of 798 amino acids. Gene Ontology annotation, biological process: negative regulation of receptor guanylyl cyclase signaling pathway; signal transduction. The record is from RefSeq and is a predicted model, not a curated record.